AUGGCCGUCGUUCGCGCGGUCUUAGUGUUACUAGCGUCCACUGCACACGCGUGGAUGCCUGACGCCAAUGCUAGAAUCCAUGUAAAAUUUGGUGAUGAUACUACAGAACAGUUUGUGGGCAACACAACGGGACCAAACUACUUUCGUAUUUUAGACAAAGAUGACUUCUCAAUUUUAGUUGGCGGCAGGAGUACUGUCUACAACCUGAGCCUUUAUGAUUUAUCAGAAAAUGUUGAACAGCGUUUAGAGUGGCAAUCAACAGACGCACACAGAGAACUAUGCCAGGUAAAAGGCAAGUCAGCUGACGACUGUCAAAACUACCUUCGAGUCGCUACGCGGGCUCAUGGUCGUCUACUGGUAUGCGGCACGAACGCCUUCAAGCCCAUGUGUCGGCGAUACAACCGACACAUGCCGAACCAUCAUUUAGAAGAAUUCGACGGGACUGGAAGAUGUCCGUACAGCCCACAACAUAACUCUACCGCUAUAUUUACAGAUGGCCAUCUAUAUACGGCAACGGCAGCAGAUUUCUCCGGUUCCGAACCAUUAAUAUACAGAGAGCCAGUACGAACUGAACACUCAGAUUUGCGAUUACUAAAUGAUCCUUCAUUUGUCGGGGCAGUCGCCUCUACGAGCCACGUUUAUUUCUUUUAUCGUGAAACUGCUGUAGAGUACAUGAACUGUGGGAAGGCUGUAUAUUCAAGAGUUGCCAGAGUUUGUUUAAACGAUAAAGGCGGGCCGCACCCUUUCAACGAUAGAUGGACUUCAUUUCUCAAAGCUCGUCUUAACUGCUCGAUACCUGGGGAAUACCCGUUUUAUUUCGAUGAAAUUCAAGCAACGACCGAAAUUAUAAACGGUGUAUACGGAAGCGGUGACAAGAACGACAUUGUUUACGCAGUAUUUACGACGCCACAAAACGCUAUAGGCGGGUCCGCAGUAUGCGCCUUCUCUAUGAGAGACAUUCUGGACGCCUUCGAAGGUUCAUUCAAAGGGCAAAAAAAUAUGAACUCUAACUGGCUGUCAUUACCCAAAGAAAAGAUUCCACAGCCACAACCCGGCUCAUGCGUUGAAGACAGUCGAACUCUUUCUGAUUCGGCUAUCAAUUUUAUCAAAACACAUCCACUUAUGGACAGAGCGGUGCCGUCGUUUUUGGCACGACCUAUAUUGAUACGAGUCAGCUUACAAUACAGGUUUUCCGCUAUAGCUGUACACCCACAAGUGCAAGCAAUGAACGGUAACAAGUAUGACGUUAUGUUUGUCGGAACAGAUGACGGUAGAGUCAUAAAAGCAGUAAACGUUGCUUCAAAUGAAGGAGAUUUCGAUUCAAGUAUGGAUGAAUACAGCAGAAGCCCCGUGAGGACGGCUAUUAUAUCUGAAGUCCAGGUCCUUCCGCCCGGAGUUCCUAUAAAACAAAUGCAUGUUGCUCUCACUACUGAGAAAUUAAUUGUGGCAUCCGGCGAUAUGAUAAAAGCAGUCACAUUGUCACAUUGUUCGAACGUUCAAUCGUGCAGAGAUUGCGUUGCACUUCAAGACCCGCACUGUGCGUGGGAUUCUAAACAGCAACAAUGCUCUUGGGUUGGCAAUAGGCAGUUCCCAAAUCCUGAAAGGUUCCUACAAAAUAUAGAAAAUGGAAAGACUGAAAUCUGUAGCAAACAGCCUGCUCUUGGAGAUAGAAGCAGAAGCCAAGCCACAAAGAAACCUCAAUCAGAAACAAAUCAACCUACUAAUGAUAUUCAGAACGAAAUUGUAAUAGAAGUUGUCGAAACGAACGUUCUGAGUGAAGACAAAAGUGUUAACAACAAUAAACACGAAACAGAUCAUUUAACAGUAGAAGCAGCAGACGGCAACAUUUACACCGCGCAAGCUCUACUAACCGCUGUAGUAGCGUCAUGUUUGGUGACGUUGAUGGUUGGAUUUGUCAUCGGAUAUCUAUUCUCGCGUCGAUUUCGACACCCUUUUUUUACGGAUACUUCUCCGUUCAAUGAACAACACAACCACUUAAAUAGGCUUAGCCCAUUAGAGACACCUUUGAAUGUCAACUCUGGAUACAACAUGCCGCCACGAUCAAAGAACGUCAAUAUGGUGGCUAACGUUGGUCCACUCGUGAAGCAAGACAACUUGCAUUUAGAACUGGGCAAGGAUCGAACACUCGAUUUAAGAAACUCCACUGAAUCCCUCGAUAAAGACAUUAAGUGUGGAACCUUGCAGAAAGUGAAAAAAACUUAUAUA
Messenger RNA from Brenthis ino (lesser marbled fritillary), 2226 nucleotides. Lineage: Eukaryota; Metazoa; Arthropoda; Insecta; Lepidoptera; Nymphalidae. The record is from the annotation of a GenBank genome assembly.